AGAUCAUUUUAAUGAAUUUAUGUUAUGAAAUUUUCAGAAUUAAUUAUAGUAGUGUAGUUUUGAGUACUCUAAACUAGAAUUAAGUGGAAGAGACGACGGAGAAAGAGGGCUUUGUUCUUCCGUUGCCUGAACCCUUUUUCUGCUCUCCAAUUUGUCACGAUCUCUACAACAAAACGAGCUGGCAUUCUUUGAUCUCAUCGCCUUCAAAUGGGUCUGGUUCCAUUUUCGUUUUUCUUGAUGAAAUCUCAUGCUUAUCAGGAGGUAAAUCCAGCAUUCUUAUAAGUUUAUCGUGGCCAAAUCAAUAAAGUUACCCCAGUGUUCUAAAUUCUGCUGAAAAUCUCAUAUAAUGGCUCAUGGAAGGAUGCGAGCUAGGCUAAAAAGAAGCAGUCUCUACACAUUCGGAUGCAUUCGACCACCUCGUGAAUCAAUCGAUGAGCCUCAUCAGUUUCAAGGGCCAGGAUUUUCAAGACAUGUUUGUUGUAAUGAACCCGGAUUCCAUAGAAAAAAACCCCUCAAAUAUUCUUCAAAUUACAUAUCAACCACAAAGUACAAUGUCAUAACCUUCCUACCCAAAGCCCUCUUUGAGCAAUUCAGGCGAGUUGCAAACUUGUAUUUCCUCCUAGCUGCAGCCCUAUCUAUCUCACCUGUUUCACCUUUCUCACCUUACAGUAUGAUUGCACCUUUGGUGUUUGUAAUCGGGCUUAGUAUGACAAAAGAAGCUGUGGAAAAUUGGCACCGAUUUAUGCAGGAUAUGAAGGUAAAUAUGCGAAAAGUUUCAGUCCAUAUUGGAAAUGGUGUGUUUGUUAAAAAGCCAUGGAUGAAAGUUGAAGUUGGAGAUGUUGUCAAAGUUGAAAAAGACCAGUUUUUUCCUGCAGAUUUAUUGUUUCUAUCAUCUAGUUAUGAAGAUGGGAUUUGUUAUGUGGAAACCAUGAAUUUAGAUGGGGAGACAAAUUUAAAAGUUAAAAGAUCUCUAGAGGUAACUUUACCUUUAGAUGAUGAUCAAAGUUUUCAAGAUUUCAAAGCAACAAUCAAAUGUGAAGAUCCAAACCCUAAUUUGUACUCAUUCGUGGGUAAUUUCGAAUAUGAUCGACAAAUUUACCCUCUUGACACCACCCAAAUUCUUUUAAGAGAUUCCAAGCUUCGAAACACUUCUCAUGUUUAUGGGGUGGUGAUAUUCUCAGGUCAUGAUAGCAAAGUUAUGCAAAAUGCGACGAAAUCGCCCUCGAAAAGAAGCACAAUUGAGAAACAAAUGGAUAAAAUCAUCUAUGUUCUUUUCACACUUCUUGUGUUGAUCUCUUUGAUAAGUUCAAUAGGGUUUGCAAUCAAGACAAGUAAACAAAUGCCCUUUUGGUAUCUUCCUCACGACGAAAAACGGUUAUACGACCCGACCCGCCCGUUUACCUCGGGUUGUAUUCAUUUAAUCACUGCACUUAUUCUUUACGGGUAUUUGAUACCCAUUUCACUGUAUGUUUCCAUUGAGCUUGUGAAGGUAUUACAAGCACUUUUCAUAAAUCAAGAUAUAAACAUGUAUGAUGAGGACACAUGUACACCUGCUCAAGCUAGAACAUCAAAUUUGAAUGAAGAAUUAGGGAUGGUGGACACGAUUCUUUCUGAUAAAACCGGGACAUUGACAUGUAAUCAAAUGGAUUUUUUAAAAUGCUCAAUAGGUGGGACCCAAUAUGGGAUUCGUUCUAGUGAAGUGGAACUUGCUGCUGCAACUCAAAUGGCUAUGGAGGUUAAUGAUAUGUCAAGAACCAGGACCCGACACGGGUCGGAAAUUGAAUUGGAGGUUUUACCGGGUCCCACAAGUGGAAGCUCUCAGAAUCGAAUCAAGGGGUUUAGUUUUGAAGAUAUUCGGUUGAUGAAUGGGAAUUGGUAUAAAGAGCCAAAUGCAGAUGUUGUUUUGAUGUUUUUAAGGAUUCUUGCUCUUUGUCACACUGCAAUUCCUGAUGUAAAUGAGUUGACUGGGGGUUUGACUUAUGAAGCUGAGUCACCAGAUGAAGGAGCUUUCCUUGUUGCAGCAAGAGAGUUUGGAUUUGAAUACUGCAAACGAACUCAAUCGAGUAUAUUUGUUCGUGAAAAGCACCCUUCAUCUCAUGAGCCAAUUGAAAGGGAAUACAAACUUCUAAAUCUUUUGGAUUUCACAAGCAAACGAAAGAGGAUGUCAGUCAUCAUUCAAGAUGAAACUGGACAAAUUUUCCUACUAUGCAAAGGUGCAGACAGCAUCAUCUUUGAUCGUUUAUCGAAAAAUGGAAGAUCAUUUGAAGAAGCCACAAAAAGACAUCUAAAUGAAUAUGCAGAAGCUGGAUUACGUACGCUUGCAUUUGCUUACAAAAUACUUGAUCCAUCAGAAUAUUUCACUUGGAAUGAUGAGUUUUUGAAAGCUAAAACUUCCAUUAAUGGUGAUCGGGAUGCUAUGCUUGAACGUUUAUCUGACAUAAUGGAAAAAGACUUGAUCCUUGUUGGUGCUACUGCUGUUGAGGACAAAUUACAGCAAGGGGUGCCUCAAUGCAUCGAUAAACUUGCUCAAGCUGGUCUUAAAAUUUGGGUUCUCACAGGGGACAAGAUGGAAACUGCAAUCAAUAUCGGAUUUGCUUGCAGUUUACUUCGGCAUGGAAUGAAGCAGAUAUGUAUAACAACAAACAUCGACGUUUUAAACCACAAUUCCAACGAGGGUGUUAAGGAGAAUAUUUUGAUGCAAAUUACCAAUGCUUCUCAAAUGGUUAAACUCGAAAAAGAUCCUCAUGCUGCAUUUGCAUUAAUAAUUGAUGGGAAGACAUUAACGUACGCUUUAGAGGACGAUUUGAAGCUUCAAUUCUUGAAUUUAGCCGUUGAUUGCGCAUCUGUCAUAUGUUGUCGUGUCUCCCCUAAACAAAAGGCGUUGGUUACGAGAUUGGUAAAAGAAGGAACCGGGAAAACGACUUUAGCAAUUGGAGAUGGUGCAAACGAUGUCGGAAUGAUUCAAGAAGCAGAUAUCGGAGUCGGAAUCAGUGGUGUUGAAGGAAUGCAGGCCGUGAUGGCUAGUGAUUUUGCUAUUGCACAAUUUCGGUUUCUUGAAAGGCUUCUUGUUGUACAUGGCCAUUGGUGCUAUAAGAGAAUUGCUCAAAUGAUUUGCUAUUUUUUCUACAAGAAUAUUGCUUUUGGGCUAACGCUAUUCUACUUCGAGGCAUUUACCGGGUUUUCGGGACAAUCGGUUUAUGAUGAUUGGUAUAUGUUAUUAUUCAAUGUUGUUCUUACAUCAUUGCCAGUGAUUUCACUUGGGGUUUUUGAACAAGAUGUUUCUUCUGAGAUCUGCUUACAGUUUCCAGCAUUAUAUCAACAAGGCCCAAGAAAUCUCUUCUUCGACUGGUACAGAAUCUUCGGGUGGAUGGGCAACGGUCUCUACUGCUCCCUCAUCGUAUUCUUCCUCAACAUCAUAAUCUUCUACGACCAAGCGUUCCGGGCAGACGGGCAGACCGCUGACAUGGCAGUCAUGGGGACCGUAAUGUUCACAUGUGUCAUCUACUCUGUAAAUUCCCAAAUCGCCCUCACAAUGAGCCACUUCACAUGGAUCCAACACUUCCUAAUCCUUUUCAGCAUCAUUACAUGGUACAUCUUCCUCAUACUAUACGGCAUGUUGUCUCCGGAUCUUUCCGGAAACGUGUACAAGAUCUUUCUAGAAGCUCUCGCACCCGCUCCCAUUUAUUGGCUUAGUAUAUUGUUAGUAGCGGUUGCGUGUAAUUUGCCUUAUUUGGCUCAUAUUUCGUUUCAAAGAUCUUAUAAUCCAAUGGAUCAUCAUGUGAUUCAAGAAAUCAAGUAUUAUAAAAAAGACGUUGAAGAUCGACAUAUGUGGCGAAGGGAGAAAUCGAAAGCAAGGCAAGAAACAAAGAUUGGGUUUUCGGCGAGAGUUGAUGCUAAAAUUAGACAUUUGAGACAAAAGUUGCACAAGAAAUCAUCGGUGUCGACUCCUCGUGUGUCUUUAUGAAAUGUAUAUUUCAGGGGUUUAUGGUUUACUGUGUUUUUAGAUGUAUACCAACGGCUCUUUAUGUUUGGUUUCUUGGUUGUGUAAUUAUAUAAGGAAAAAUAUAUAGCAAGUAUAUUUUGUGUAGGUUGUUGUAUGUACAAU
Lactuca virosa is the source of this 4105-nucleotide messenger RNA. Lineage: Eukaryota; Viridiplantae; Streptophyta; Magnoliopsida; Asterales; Asteraceae. The record is from the annotation of a GenBank genome assembly.